GAAGCAUCGUAUCGCGCGAGUAAUAAAUACCAAAAACCCUAAAAGCAGUAACCCAAAAAGGUCGCCAAACUCUGCUACACAUUCCCUCUAUUACGACUGUCCAUUUCCCGCCAUUUUCUGUUUGGUUGGUCACUAACUAAGCAGCCAUGGUUAUGCUCAGGUCUCGCAAGAUACUCUGUCCUUCUACUAAAUCCUUGCCUGAACCCGUUACUCCCGCACAGACCCGUGAACCUUCGACCCGCCGACUAUCGCUGCCCUCUCAUGAAUUGGGCUCCGAUUCCACCAGAAGACGAAGCCUCCGUCUCGCUUCAAAAUCUGUUCCAAGGGAUCAAAAUGGGUCCCGCAAAAGGAAGAUUAGUUCUAUUGAAAAAGAGAAGGAAGAGACUGAGGAGCAAAACUCGGCGUUUCAGGUUAAUGACAAUGAUAAUGUGGACAGUGAGAUGAUAUUGAGCUUGAGAUCUGGGAAGCGUGUCGUUAAGAGAAAAGUGGAGUAUGAUAGUGGUGAGAAUUUAGUCAUUGAAGCGAAGGAUUUGAAUGUAGAGGAAUUUGAGAAUGUGAGUGACAAAGACAAAGGCAAGGCCAAAUUAACUGAGAAGUUGAUGGAAAAACAAAGUGUCGUUGAGGGGAAUUGUAGUUCAAGAUUAGAGGUCAACAAAUUUAGUCAUGAGAGUAGUAAUUCAAUGCGAACAAAGAGGAGGUAUAGCAGAGAAGAGAAAGGAAAAGCGAAUUUGGAUGAUGAUGGUUUAUCAAAUUCCAUUGGUAAAGACGAACUGGAAUUGCAAUCCAAAGUUAAAGAGUUAGGUCAUAGUUUAGGGGAAAAUGUUGUAUUAUUGCCUGGGAAUGAAAGGCAGACUAUGAAUAUAAACACAAGCAACAAGAACGAAUCAAGAAUGGACCAAUUUCGUGAUAUUGCUACGAGAAAUGCUUCUCGAUUUGCUCAGUUUGAUCGUCAGGAGGACGAAAAUUUGCCUUCAGAAGUUGAUAAUGUAGAAAUUUCAUCUGUAGAGGAGAAUGAGAGAAUUGAAGAUUGGCCGGGUCCAUUCUCUACUGCUAUGAAGAUUAUUAGGGACAGAGCUAAUAUGCGUAACUCUCAGCAGGGAGCCUCCACUUUAGAAAAACCACAAUCUGUGCCAAUAACAUGGGUUCCGACAAGAAAUAGGCAAUCAAGAACAUGCGUUCCUUCUCUGCAAGAAUUGUGCAUGAGAAUUAUUGUCAAGAAUGUUGAUGCUGUCACUUCGCUCGACCAUGUUCCGGAUGCAUUGAGGCAUAGGCUUUGCCAACUGCUUUGUGAUUGUCGGAAAAUGAAUAGCUCUUUUUUGGAUCUUCUUGUUCGUGGAUCCCCUACGGAGAUACGUGUUAAGGAUUGUUCAUGGAUGUCAGAGGAAGAGCUUGUGAAAUGUUUUGAGGGUUGUGACACCAACAAUUUAUCGGUUUUACAACUUGACCAAUGUGGCCGCUGCAUGCCUGAUUAUGUUAUUCCUGCUACUUUAGCUAGGUCAUCAAGAAGCUUGCCUGCGCUAAUUACAUUAUCCCUGUGUGGGGCAUGCCGGCUUUCAGAUAUUGGGCUGAGUUUACUUGUUGCUUCAGCUACUUCUCUAAGAUCUAUAAAUCUGAGUCAGUGCUCCCAUCUUACGUCCACCAGUAUUGGGACUUUAGCAGACUCAUUGGGAUCAGUUCUUCGGGAAUUGUAUAUUGAUGAUUGCCAAAGCCUUGAUGCGAUGCUCAUUUUGCCGUCACUGAAGAAGCUAGAACAUUUGGAAGUAUUAUCACUAGCUGGAAUUCAAACUGUUUGUGAUGAUUUUGUUCGAGAAUUUGUUGUUGCUUGUGGUCAUAAUAUAAAGGAGUUCGGUUUGGCUGAUUGCACGAAAUUGACUGAUUCUUCAUUGAAAGUCAUAGCUGAAACCUGUCCUGGACUAUGUGCCCUUAACCUUGUUAACUUGAGGAAAUUGACAGAUUCUACUUUAGGAUUUCUUGCAAAUGGUUGUAGAGAGAUUCAAACGUUAAAACUCUGCCGCAAUGCAUUCAGUGAUGAAGGUAUCGCUGCAUUUUUGGAAUCUUCAGGGGAUCUUCUUAAAGAACUUUCUCUAAAUAAUGUUAAGAAGGUUGGUCACCAUACAGCCAUAUCGCUUGCCAGACGGUCAAGAAAUUUGAUAAGUUUGGAUUUAUCUUGGUGCCGAAACUUGUCAGAUGAAGCUGUGGGUUUGAUUGUGGAUAGCUGUUCAUCAUUGAGGGUGCUUAAACUUUUUGGAUGUGGCCAGAUUACGAAGGUGUUCCUAGAUGGUCACUCAAAUCCAGAAGUAAAAAUCAUUGGUUUGAAAAUGUCGCCAGUACUGGAACACCUUUGGGUCCGUGAUUCACAAGAAUUUCCACUGCGAUAUUCAUCCACGCCCUCAUUUUUGUAAUAUGACGAGGCUGGUUUCAGUUUCACUAUCACUUGUGUAUAAUAUAAUGUUAGUAUCAUAUCUGGUAGUCUUAAAUUUGACACUCCAAUUAUGAUAACCAGUUCUUUUGCAUGCAAGGACAUUGAACUUACUAAACCAUUUGCUUGUGAGAUUAAAUAUUAUCUUGUUCUCAUCUGUUGCAUCUCCA
Molecule: messenger RNA, 2589 nt
Organism: Ricinus communis (castor bean)
Lineage: Eukaryota; Viridiplantae; Streptophyta; Magnoliopsida; Malpighiales; Euphorbiaceae
Exons: 6
Coding region: 147-2402 (751 amino acids)
Biological process (GO): SCF-dependent proteasomal ubiquitin-dependent protein catabolic process
Cellular component (GO): SCF ubiquitin ligase complex
Source: RefSeq, a predicted model, not a curated record